AUGCCGCUACGAAUAGGCCCUGCCUAUCAGCGGCAAGUGGGUAACGGUAUCCGUAAUCCCAACAAAACUGCUGCCCGCCCAACCUCGGCUGGUUCCACCGGACCCUUUUUGCAGGGCCCGCUCCAGUUUGUCUCUGAAUGCCGCCUGGCUCGAGACGGACCUGACCAGCAUCUCGGACAUUUUUCAUCUUCCAACUACUCGUCGCUCCUUUACUUUUUUCCCUCACCAACGAAUCAACCGUUCCCUUUUCCACCUAGAUCCUACGACUGUUCAUUCGACACGACUUUUGCGCCACCAUGGACUCUCAAGGCGGCAGCGCCAAGGCGGGCCAUCUCUGCGUGCUCGUCCACGGCGUACGUCAUCGACCAACCCCCGUUGCCCGGCGCGCGCGGCGCGGCAGCGCCCCACCUCUGGGGCAACCCGCAACACAUGCGCAACAUUGCCAAGUGCCUGCGCGACCAGUACUCGCGCGACGAGCUGUACCUGCUGCUCGCCAAGCGCAACACGGGCAGCUUCACCUACGACGGCAUCGAGCGCGGCGGCGAGCGCGUCUGCGCCGAGAUUGAGGAGGAGCUGCGCAUCAUCGAGGCCGCUGGCGGCACCGUCACCCGCCUGAGCAUCAUCGGCUACUCCCUGGGCGGCCUGGUGUCGCGCUACACCGUCGGCCUGCUGCACGCCAAGGGUCUCCUGGACAAGAUGGAGUGCAUGAACUUUUGCACCUUUGCGAGCCCGCACCUCGGCGUCCGCACGCCCCUCCGCGGCUGGCACAACCACGUCUGGAACGUCGUCGGCGCCCGCACCCUCUCCAUGUCGGGCCAGCAGCUCUUCACCACCGAUAGCUUCCGCGACACCGGCCGCCCCCUGCUGCAGGUCAUGGCCGACCCGGCAUCCAUCUUCAUGUCGGGCCUGCGCAGGUUCAAGCGCCACACGCUCUACGCCAACAUCACCAACGACAAGAGCGCCGUCUACUACACCACGUGCAUCCAAAAGACGGAUCCCUACCGCGACCUCGACCUCGUGCGCCCCAACUUCUUGCCCGGCCGCGCCGAGGUGCUCCUCGACCCGCACGCCCCGUUCCUGCCCCGGCCCAAGCUCGCAGCGGCCUCGGCCACGUCCGUCUGGGCGGCGCGCUGCCUGCAGUCCCUCCGGAAGCUGCCGCUGGCGCUGGCCGUCGCCGUCUUCGUGCCGUUUGGCGUCGCCGCGUACCUCGUCAACUCGCUCAUCCAAAACGUGCGCAGCUCCCAGCGCAUCCGCCUGCACGAGCGCGGCCAGCUCGGCGUCAGCACCGACGAGUACCGCGUCCCGCUGCUCAUCAAGGAGCUGCGCGGCGAGGUCGAGUCGGCGUACGAGGCCCUCAACAGCUCCCAGCAGCAAGAGUAUCUCAAACCCGACGACGACGCCGACGAGGACGCCGCCUUGGAUGCAGAGGACAGACGGCUGCUGACGAGGGAGCGCAGGCUGUCUCAGCCGACACAGCCGACGCUCGCGCUCGCGCCCUGCCAGUUUGACAUGAUUCGCAACCUGGACUCGCUCGGCUGGCGCAAAUACCCGGUCUGGAUCCAUAACACGGGCCACGCCCACGGCGCCAUCAUUGCCCGCAUUGAUAAGAGACGGUAUGACGAGGGCUUCGUCGUCCUCGGACACUAUGCCCAAGACGAGUUCUUGCUCUAG
Molecule: messenger RNA, 1671 nt
Organism: Cordyceps militaris CM01
Lineage: Eukaryota; Fungi; Ascomycota; Sordariomycetes; Hypocreales; Cordycipitaceae
Product: lipase/serine esterase, putative
Exons: 4
Coding region: 1-1671 (556 amino acids)
Molecular function (GO): monoacylglycerol lipase activity
Source: RefSeq, a predicted model, not a curated record